AUUUAAAGAGACAGGCGGUGUAGUCUUCGUGCGCGGCCCGUGGCCUUGUGGGCUCUUGAUCUCGCGGCCGGUGCGGAGCGUCAGAGCCUGGACAGCCGAGAAGGCAGCUAUAUGACUUUGGCUUUCAAGAUCCUCUUCCAGAGAAACCUUUGUGCUCUUGGCAGAAAAGAACUGUGCCUAAUCCCAGAACAGAAUCACUGGGCUGCCAUAAGACAGUUCAGCCAGUGGUCAGCAACAAAUCUCCUUUGUGGGUGCUGCCGCCUCCAGAGAAGAAAGCCUGCCCUAUCUCCCCAGAGAGGUCAUCUAAGACCACGUGCCACUCAUCUCAUUUUCUGGCCAGGAUUGCAUGUGGAACUCUGUACUGGAGCCUGUGCGAUGGCGGAACAGCGGUUCUGUGUGGACUAUGCCAAGCGGGGCACAGCUGGCUGCAAGAAAUGCAAGGAGAAGAUUGUGAAGGGUGUAUGCCGCAUCGGCAAAGUGGUACCCAACCCCUUCUCAGAGUCCGGGGGUGAUAUGAAAGAGUGGUACCACAUUAAAUGCAUGUUUGAGAAGCUGGAACGCGCUCGGGCCACCACAAAAAAAAUUGAAGACCUCACAGAGCUUGAAGGCUGGGAAGAACUGGAAGAUAAUGAAAAGGAACAGAUAAGCCAGCUCAUUGCAGACCUGUCUUCUAAGGCAGCUGCUACACCUAAGAAGAAAGCUGCUGUCCAGGCUAAGCUGACAACCACUGGCCAGGUGACAUCUCCAGUGAAAGGUGCUUCGUUUAUCACCAGUACCAAUCCCCGGAAAUUCUCUGGCUUUUCAGCCGCCAAACCCAACAACUCUGAGCAAUCCCCCUCAAGCCCUGCUUCUAGGACGAGUCUGUCCGCAAGUAAAUGUGACCCUAAGCACAAAGAUUGUCUGCUACGAGAAUUCCGGAAGCUGUGUGCCAUGGUGGCUGAAAAUCCUAGCUAUAACACCAAGACUCAGAUCAUCCACGACUUCUUGCAGAAAGGCUCCACAGGAGAUGGCUUCCACGGUGAUGUGUACCUAACAGUGAAGCUGCUGCUGCCUGGGGUCAUCAAGAGUGUUUACAACUUAAAUGAUAAGCAGAUUGUGAAACUUUUUAGCCGAAUUUUUAACUGCAACCCAGAUGAUAUGGCCCGGGACCUAGAACAGGGUGACGUGUCAGAGACGAUCAGAGUCUUCUUUGAGCAGAGCAAGUCUUUUCCCCCAGCUGCCAAAAGCCUCCUCACCAUCCAGGAAGUGGAUGCAUUCCUCCUGCACCUCUCCAAGCUCACCAAAGAGGAUGAGCAGCAGCAGGCCCUGCAGGACAUCGCCUCCCGGUGUACAGCCAAUGACCUUAAGUGCAUUAUCCGGCUGAUCAAACACGAUCUGAAGAUGAACUCAGGUGCAAAACACGUGUUGGAUGCCCUUGACCCCAAUGCUUAUGAAGCCUUCAAAGCAUCACGCGACCUGCAGGAUGUGGUGGAGCGGGUCCUUCACAAUGAGCAGGAGGUGGAGAGGGACCCAGGCCGGCGACGGGCUCUCAGUGUCCAGGCCUCACUGAUGACACCUGUGCAGCCCAUGCUGGCUGAGGCCUGCAAGUCCAUUGAGUAUGCAAUGAAGAAAUGUCCCAAUGGCAUGUUCUCUGAGAUCAAGUAUGAUGGUGAGCGAGUCCAGGUGCAUAAGAAGGGGGACCACUUCAGCUACUUCAGCCGCAGUCUCAAGCCUGUCCUGCCUCACAAGGUGGCCCACUUCAAGGACUAUAUUCCAAAAGCUUUUCCUGGAGGUCAAAGCAUGAUCUUGGACUCUGAGGUGCUCCUGAUUGACAACAACACAGGAAAACCACUGCCCUUUGGGACUCUGGGAGUGCACAAGAAAGCUGCUUUCCAGGAUGCUAAUGUCUGCCUGUUUGUUUUUGAUUGUAUCUACUUUAAUGAUGUCAGCUUGAUGGACAGGCCUCUCUGUGAGCGACGGAAGUUUCUUCAUGACAACAUGGUUGAAAUCCGUAACCGGAUCAUGUUCUCAGAAAUGAAGCAAGUCACAAAAGCUUCAGACCUGGCUGACAUGAUAAACCGGGUGAUCCGAGAGGGCUUGGAAGGGUUGGUGCUGAAGGAUGUGAAGGGUACCUAUGAGCCUGGGAAGCGGCACUGGCUGAAAGUUAAGAAAGAUUAUUUGAACGAGGGGGCCAUGGCUGAUACAGCUGAUCUGGUGGUUCUUGGGGCCUUCUAUGGGCAAGGGAGCAAAGGUGGAAUGAUGUCCAUCUUCCUCAUGGGCUGCUAUGACCCUGACAGCCAGAAGUGGUGCACUGUCACAAAAUGUGCUGGAGGCCAUGAUGAUGCCACACUUGCCCGCCUGCAGAAAGAGCUAGAUAUGGUGAAGAUCAGCAAGGAUCCUAGCAAGAUACCCAGCUGGCUGAAGAUCAACAAGAUCUAUUACCCCGACUUUAUCGUCCCAGACCCAAAGAAAGCUGCUGUGUGGGAGAUCACAGGGGCAGAAUUCUCCAAAUCUGAGGCGCACACUGCUGAUGGGAUCUCCAUCCGAUUUCCUCGAUGCACCCGAAUCCGGGACGACAAGGACUGGAAAUCUGCCACUAACCUCCCCCAACUCAAGGAACUGUAUCAGCUGUCCAAAGACAAGGCAGACUUCGCUGUGGUGGCUGGAGAUGAGGGGAGCUCCACUACUGGAGGCAGCAGUGGCGAGAAUGAGGGCACUGCUGGGUCUUCUGUGCCCUGCAAGGGCCCCAAGGGCCCCCCCAGUAAGUCCUCUGCCAGUGCCAAGAAGACGGAACAGAAGCUGAGUAACAGCCCCAGUGGCAGAGGUGGCAACAAACUGAUUCCAAAGCCUUCCCCUAUGAAACCAGGAGAGAAACUGGCUGUGAAGUCGCCUCCAGUCCAAGUGGGAACGAAGAGGAAAGCUACUGAUGAGACCCCAUGCCUGACAAAGGUGCUGCUGGAUGUCUUCACUGGGGUGCGGCUCUACUUGCCACCUUCUACACCAGAUUUCAAACGGCUCAAACGCUACUUUGUGGCAUUCAACGGGGACCUGGUACAAGAAUUUGACAUGGCCUCAGCCACACAUGUGCUAGGUAACAGGGAAAAGAACAGUGAUGCCCAGUUGGUCUCCUCAGAGUGGAUUUGGGCAUGUAUCCGGAAGCGGAGGCUGAUAGCUCCCUGUUAGGACUUUGGGCUGUCCUCUCCUGCCCACUCUACCACCACGAGGCUCAGCCUGAAGGGUAGGGGCUUCUUCGUCCAGCGGUGUACCUUCUUGCACCCUCCGACUCGUCAUAGUCUCUUCUGCAUCAGGAGUUAGCUGCUGUGGACACAAGCAGGGUAACUGCAACUUUCAGGUCCAAGUGCUAGCUUUGUCUUGUUAGUUGUCUGAGGUGCUGAUAACCAACUUAGACCCUUAUUCAUGCUAUGCACAGCACUCUGCCACUGAACUAGUUUUAUAAAUAAGAAGUCUUAAGCUAGGCAUGAAGAAAUCACGGAGAUCAGAAGUUCAAGGCUAACCUGGGCUAAGAAUUUAAACAAGAAUAAGCAUCCUUUCCCCUACUGGUUCCACCUACAGUUUUCCUCAGUAACUAAGGAAUGAAGGCUGAGCAGAAUCUACUUCCUGUGCUCCUUCCUCACUUCUGUGUGCAUCUUAAAAGCUGUAUUUAACUUGUUCUCAAAUGCUUCUUGUAUGUGGCAAAGCCUUUAUUAUGCCUAGUUCAAACCCUCAUGUGAAACAACAAAGUGAUCUCCAAUGAUUAUAGUUUCCAGGUCUGCUGGAGGGAGAGGCUGACAUCUACAGGAAAGUGGCCUUCUUGGAGACAGAGGCUCCUUGAGGGUGAAUUUGCCUCCUCACAAUCUGAGUACUCUCAGGAGCACAGGUCCAUAGCUGGGAAAAUGUUUACACCCUGCUUACCAAGGCAGGCCCCUGUGCUGUGUGUGGCAGAUGCACUGAAAGGGUAAAGGAUGAUUUCUCUGUACAACUGCACACAAGGGAUAUUUUGCAACACUGGAAGUGUCCUAAAUUAGACUCAUCUGAUUACCAAGACCUUGAAAUGUGGCUAUCGUGACUGGGGAAAACCAUAAACAUUUCAAGACAACUUCAAAUGGUCUCAAGUUGCCAGUGACAUCACAUAUCAUCUGAGCAUCAGCUCAAGAGGAAUGGGCAGAAUCACUGUUGUUGAAUCACUGGGCAGCUGUCACUAACCUCAGACACCUUGUUUAAGGCAUGCAGCGCACACCCUGGUACAGACGUUAUUCAGAAGGAGGCCUACCUUACCACCAUUUGGGCCUACGCAUGGCUUCGCCAGGAACUUAGACUAGCCUCCUUGUCUAUGCAGUGCCGCCUCUUGAAGAUGAGCUCUUCUCACCAACUCAGCAGACUUAUCAUCCACCUCCUGUGAGCUAGGUUACUAUGAGGGAGCCUCUUAAACACUUAACUGAGUCUCAAAGAUACACACCCACUGCCCCAUGUAACUUCUGAAGUCAUGUCCCACUAGGAGGCUGCUUGUCUGGCUCUUGUGUCUCACCUGUUGAAGAUGUGAGUGUAGAUGCUCUGAUGAGGGCAGAGUAGACAACACUCAGUCUGUAAGUAAAACACUUCAGUCUCAAGGCAGAAGCUGCUUUGUGCUUUGAAUACUUGCCUUCCUUGGACCAAGCAGCUUGGUAGAGCAUCAAAGAGACUCUUCCCCAUCACACAGGGCCAAAAGUUCAGCCUGUUGUUCCUUUAAUGCCUUACCAUAGAUUUACUCCAACUCACUGUCAGGUCUUUGUACAUUUCCCUUGGCAGAGAGGCUAAACUGUAGACCUUUGUGUUUUUUCCUUUCUUUCCACACAACCCUAAGCACCAUCACCUGAGCCCUCCGAGGCUGGAAAGCUGCCCUCUGUGGCCUUUGUUUACAUGGUGACAGUUGAUGGCAGGCAUUGUUCAUUACUGGAUGCUCAGCAUGGCUGGUCAUCAGCAAGAGACAGGAGAAUCCUUUCAUCCAGUUCUCCCAGAGGUGAUCCACUCCCCUUCCCUCAGGCCCCUGGUCAGGUAGGUGGGCACAAGCCUAUGCUUACUCUGUAGUCUCUGCUCGUUAGGAUGGGCCAACCUUUGUGCCACACUUUCUCUGUAUCCAAGAGCUACCUGCUAUCAAUCUUUCAGGGUAAUUUGGAAACUUACUGCCUACCUAGCUGUCUUGAGUUUACUUUCCACCUAGCUCUUGAAGGCCCCUCUACAGUGGGACUGUAAGUAACUUUACAUGGUGCUUCGCAUUUGCUCUUGAGAAUCGUCCUUACACUCAGCUUCACUUCUACCUGUUCCACAAUUUCUCCAAUGGACUCCUGUGAUCUUGGGCAAAUCACACACAGCAGGGGUUCCUUGACCAAGACCAGGUGACCAAGCCCCUCAAGGGGGCUGAAGUCUGAAGAGCAGUGCUUCUGCAUGUGGCCUGAUGUUUGCAUACAUUUUAAGUUCCUCGGGGACCUCUGGCACUACCCCCACACCAGAUGGGACAGGCAUCUGUAUUUGAACUUUAUUACAAAAUUAUAAAGCAGAGCUCUGUAACAAAAAAAUACACAUUUGGGUAUGCUUUCUAACACCCAGGUGAGAAAUCUUACUGUAAGCCACUUGGAACUACACAUUUACAUCCAAGAGAUCUCAACAAAUUUGUACAACAUAGACUAUUAAUUUCUUUACAGCUUAUUAGUUUAGAACCGGCUAUUCCAACCUAUGAAAUACCGCCUUUGAAAACGAAGUCUCAACUGAAAUCUUGGCGCAAUCAGCAAAAUCCACAGAAUAAUUGGAAGGAUUAGGUGUUUCAACGUUAAGACCAAGGAUCCGUGAAGAACAAAAAAAGGGGCUCCGGGUAUUUAAAAAAAAAAAAAAAUCAGGUUUUCUACCUGAGAUGUUAACUAGAAUGGGUUCUAACUUUCAUUUGGUUUAACAGGUUUAACAAUAAAAAGGUUGUUUGA
Apodemus sylvaticus (European woodmouse) is the source of this 5930-nucleotide messenger RNA. It is a transcript of the gene Lig3, whose product is annotated as DNA ligase 3. Gene Ontology annotation, cellular component: DNA ligase III-XRCC1 complex. The record is from RefSeq and is a predicted model, not a curated record. Bases 112 to 3162 code for a protein of 1016 amino acids. The transcript is spliced from 20 exons. NCBI's taxonomy places the organism in Eukaryota, Metazoa, Chordata, Mammalia, Rodentia, Muridae. Gene Ontology annotation, biological process: lagging strand elongation; double-strand break repair via alternative nonhomologous end joining; DNA biosynthetic process. Gene Ontology annotation, molecular function: zinc ion binding; DNA ligase (ATP) activity; DNA binding.